Molecule: messenger RNA, 1836 nt
Organism: Limanda limanda (common dab)
Lineage: Eukaryota; Metazoa; Chordata; Actinopteri; Pleuronectiformes; Pleuronectidae
Gene: rbbp8nl
Product: retinoblastoma binding protein 8-like
Exons: 13
Coding region: 1-1836 (611 amino acids)
Biological process (GO): double-strand break repair via homologous recombination; DNA double-strand break processing involved in repair via single-strand annealing
Cellular component (GO): site of double-strand break
Molecular function (GO): flap-structured DNA binding; Y-form DNA binding; double-stranded DNA binding
Source: RefSeq, a predicted model, not a curated record
AUGAAGACGCUGCCUCAGCCCUGUCAGCCAGACUCAAGGUCAAAGGCCAUCGCUACAGCAAUGGAGUGCUUCAAUGAACUGCUCCUUAAACUGCAGGAGGUUCGCGAAAGAGAAGUGGAGAGUUGGCAAUUGAAAGUCCAGGAGCUGUCCAACAAGAAAGGCUGUGAUACUAAGCGAAUGGAAGAACUGUUCACCAGAAACCAGCAGAUGAAGGAACAGCACAGAUUACUCACAGAGAACAUAAAGACACUGGAAAACAGGCUGAGAGCGGGGCUGUGUGACAGGUGUACAGUGACUCAGGAGGUAGCCAGCAGAAGACAGCAGGAAUUUGAAGCGUCACAGAUGCAGAGCUUGCAGCACAUCUCUCGAAUGGUGGGAGAGAUGAACAACCUGAAAAGGGAGAACAAGAGAUUCAGAGAUGAAAUCAGGAGUUUGAAAACAACAUUAGAAGGUCACAGUGAUCACUCCUCAAGCAGCAGCACCUUCACAGAGAUCAAACCAACGAGCUCCCCGGACUUUUUGCCCUCUUCUGGACCUGAGGCACUCAUCACUGCAGCAACCAGCAGGGCCAGCAACCAGCCAUCAGACAGUGACAUUGGGAAGAAACCUGAAAGGGACCAAAGAGCAGAGGGAGGCAUACAAACCCCUUACAUUGCCAACUCUUGCACCGCCACCAUGGAAUGCAGAACACAAUGUGACCCGUGCUGGAGAAAGGAGGUGAGCCUGAUAGACAAAGGAGAUAGCAAAAUAGGAACUCAGAGUAUGGAAGGACUGGACCCGCGAACACAAAACGCUCCUCAAGCUCUCCUUCCUAAAACAGCUUCUUCUCCCACCGGUGAAGUCAUCCCCAGUAGACAUGUGCUCCACACUCCUGUCCCCUGCCGGCCUCAACCAAUCAAGAGUAGUGCUCUUACUCUCCCCUGGCCCUUAUCUGAAUCCUCUGACUGGGCUUCUUUGGCAGCAGCAAGAGCCAGCCAGUUGAUGCAACCUUCUUCAGAACCAAAUCCGCCACGCUAUCCCAACCUUAUCCCAAAUAGCCAACAUGCUAGUCCUAGAAGGCCGGCUUUUGGGCCUCCCUGGCCCAAACACAGCAACAAUCCACCCCCAGUAAAAGAGCCAACUGUGGUGUUAAGGUUCAGGAAUUUGUCAGACCACCCAGAGGGUCAAAUUAAGCCCCAGGAAAAGAAGGACAUUCAGCCAAUUAAGAAUGAGAGUGUCUCUGGAGAAGUGCUUAAGGAGAUGCAUGAAGGGCCUCUGGACCUUUCAGAUCGAGGAAAGUCUAAAUCCGGCCAAACGUCAAGAGAUGAUUCACCCUUAAACUUACAAGGUGGAGAGAGAGUACGGAUGAGCCCUGACAAUGCACUGAAAACAAAUACACUUGCACAUGUACCAGUUUCCUCACCUCUACCUGUCUACCCAUCCUCCUCUUCUAAACCACCAGUCAAACAACAAGAGGAAGAACCAACCAGUGAGCACAACCACAAGGUAAUUUUCGAAAUAGACAUACAAUUUAAAGACAAAGAAAGGGAGGUGAAUGGAAAGACAGAACAGUCCAAUGAAAAGAAGGUGCCUGUCCUCACCAUAUCUUUACGUCCAGUUGUAGUGCUGGAGACUCUGAAUUCUGCCCUGCAAAAGCAAGAAUCCAUGUUGUCAAAUGGCAAGUCGUCAUCACCAGCAGCUGAACCAGGAAGCAGUUCAGACGAGGAUGAGGAGGUGGGGGGCCAGGGCUGCAAGAGGAAGAGGGCAUCUUUGGAAACCGACUCAGACACAGACAACCUUCAGUACGGAAGAAACCGAGGAGGGGAGUCCCACCAAAAGAAGAUGACGUCACAUUGA